Aspergillus mulundensis is the source of this 897-nucleotide messenger RNA. RefSeq names its product transcription factor domain-containing protein. Gene Ontology annotation, molecular function: DNA binding; zinc ion binding. NCBI's taxonomy places the organism in Eukaryota, Fungi, Ascomycota, Eurotiomycetes, Eurotiales, Aspergillaceae. The transcript has 4 exons. The coding region runs from base 1 to 897 and encodes 298 amino acids. Gene Ontology annotation, biological process: DNA-templated transcription. The record is from RefSeq and is a predicted model, not a curated record.
AUGCGAGUGCCGAGAAUUGUUGAGAUGGCCUUUGAUAUGCGUAAAGAUCCUGUUGGCCCUCUCCAGCAUAGCACGCUGACCCUGUGUAAUGCCGGGUUCCUGGGCGUCCCACUUAGAACGACCAAUACUCCGCAGGCCGUCAUCGGUCACAAAGUCCCAUUGCCGAAUAUCCGCCUCCGUGACACGGUCAACGUGUUCGUCCUCGCCCUUGCCGCCGGGGAAGUCAGGAGACAGCCCGGCAAGGAAGAGCCAGCCUACAGCAAGCUGUUCUGGUGUUUGUGGAGCCUAGACAAGCUCCUUGCAUCAAUGUUUGGUCGGCCUUGCCAUCUACGAGACGACGACAUCAGCCUGGAAAGACCCAGUUCAGUAUUAUCGUCUCAUCGGGAGCCACGGACCCCAUUCGACAUCUGGCUGACCCUCUUGGAAAUUGUCUUCCACCGCUUGGUGGAAGCUCCACGCUCAGAACCGAACAACAUGGCGCAUAUUCAACGUGGCCUCGCCGCCAUUCGGAUCCAGUCCAUCGUUGCGACGGAGUGCCAGCGGGCCCUUCCUCCUCUGUCUAUCAUUCCGUAUGCCAUCUCGCCAGCCGUGACCGUCUUCUACCAGCAGUAUCGCCCGACCAAACUGAUCACACAACAAACAAGAUUGGCAGCCGACCUUGAAGCAUGCUGCAGCCUGCUCGAAGAGCAGCGCAUCUGGUGGUACUCAGCCGAGAAGCCGACUGGUGCCACAGCAGACCUCCUGGAUCAUGCCGCAGGAGAUUUGAGGAGCCAACCAUCCGGAUACUGCCGAACCGACACUCUCUGUCAGGCGCGCGGGUUUGGCGAGGGCUCCGCAGUCGAUGAAUUCACAGAACAAGCCAGAGCUGCAGUGUGCGGCUGCAAUGGAACAGUAUAA